Molecule: messenger RNA, 4879 nt
Organism: Scatophagus argus
Lineage: Eukaryota; Metazoa; Chordata; Actinopteri; Scatophagidae
Gene: mrc1a
Product: mannose receptor, C type 1a
Exons: 30
Coding region: 110-4414 (1434 amino acids)
Molecular function (GO): signaling receptor activity
Source: RefSeq, a predicted model, not a curated record
UCUGUCAUUGUUGCUCUAUGUCACACACCUUAGCACACGCCAGACCCCUUCUCUCAUGACUCUCCCACAACCUCAUCCACGACUGAGUGCAAACUAGACACUAAGGAUAAUGUUUCCCUGUUUAAACUUUGCUGUGGUCCUCUGUCUCCUGCAAGUCCUCAUCAUCACUGCCGACAUAGACAGUGGCUCCUUCCUAAUCUUCAAUGAGAACCACAACAAGUGCAUAAAGGUGGAGAGUGCCACGUCAGUUACGGUGACCCCUUGUGAUCCUCAUGCCAAGGAGCAGCAGUUCCGUUGGGCCUCUGAAUCACGUAUCCUCAGUCUCAAGCUCAAGCUCUGCCUGGGGGCCACAGAGAUUAAAGACUGGGUGAAGGUGGUCCUCUUUGAAUGUGAUGAGAAUAGUAUCCUUCAACAUUGGCAGUGCAAGAAUGAAACCCUUUUUGGCCUAAAAGAUGAGGACCUGCACUUAAACUGGGGCAACCGCAAUGAGAGGAACAUAAUGAUUUACAAAGGCUCAGGGCUCUGGAGUCGCUGGAGAAUAUUUGGCACCCGGGGUGAUCUUUGUUCAAAGGGGUAUCAAGAGAUUUUCACCAUAGGGGGCAAUGCCUUUGGAGGCCCUUGUCAGUUCCCGUUUAAGUUUGCGGAGAAGUGGUAUGCUGAAUGCACAAAGGACGGCCGCUCAGAUGGACAACUGUGGUGUGCAACAGAAAGAGAUUACGAUAAACAGAAAAAGUGGGGCUUUUGUCCCACAAAAUCAUCCUCAGGUUGGGACACUGACCCGGUCACAGGGGUUCAGUAUCAGAGGAACGCACAGUCGGCGUUGACCUGGCAUCAGGCCAGAACGAUCUGCCAGCAGCAGGGAGCUGACCUCCUCAGCAUUGUAGAACUGCAUGAACAGUCGUACAUCUCAGGCUUGACAAAUACUCUGGGAACAUCUCUGUGGAUUGGACUCAACAGCUUGGAUUUUGAGAGCGGAUGGCAAUGGAGUAACGGAGACCCGUUCAGAUAUUUAAACUGGUCCCCAGGUCAUCCCUCUUCAGAGCCAGGGCUUACCUGUGCAACCCUUAAUGCUGGAAAAGCCUCAAAAUGGGAGAGCAGCGCCUGCACCAAGAAACUUGGUUACAUUUGUUGUAAAAAAAAUACUACCAGUCUGCCUCCUGCACCAAGCAAAGACCAGCCCAGCUUCUGUCCCAGUCACUGGGUUCCAUAUGCAGGAAACUGUUAUUACCUGGAGAGGAAUAAAAAGAUGUGGAAAGAUGCCUUGGCUGCAUGUCACAAAGAGGGGGGAGAUUUGGCCAGCAUACACAAUAUAGAAGAGCAGAGCUUCAUACUGUCUCAAUCUGGAUACUUGCCAACAGAUGUGCUCUGGAUUGGCUUGAAUGAUCAGAAGAACCAGAUGCUGUUUGAGUGGUCUGAUCACUCCCACGUUACCUUCACCCAGUGGCAGACUGGUGAGCCAUCUCAUGUCACCAGCUUCCAGGAAGACUGCGUCCUCAUCCGGGGAAAAGAUGCGAGGUGGGCUGACCACAUGUGUGAGAAGACAUAUGGAUACAUCUGUAAGAAGAAGGCCUCCAUUAAACCAAGUGAAGACAGCCAAGAAGAAGCCAACCCAGGAUGCAAGCUUGGCUCGCUCCGGUUUGGUCUUUACUGUUACAACAUUGGAUCUGAGAAAAAAACUUUUGAUGACGCAAAGCAGGCAUGCUCAGAGGCUGAUGCUAACCUGGUGGAUGUGACUGACAGAUAUGAAAAUGCCUUCUUGGUCAGUAUGGUGGGUUUGAGACCAGAGAAGUAUUUCUGGACAGGUCUUUCCAACACAGAAGACAGAAACACUUUCAAGUGGACCACCAGAAGAAAAGUCACAUUCACUAAUUUCAAUGUGGGCAUGCCAGACAGAAAACAAGGAUGUGUUGCGAUGACAACUGGGGUGUUUGCUGGAUUAUGGGAUGUCGUCGACUGCAGCAAUAAGGAGAAGUAUAUCUGCAAGAAACCAGCAGAGGGAGUACACGUGACAACAGCUCCACCCACCACACCAGUCAUGAACUGUGCGUCUGGGUGGACCCCUGUUGCCAAAAGGAACGCCUGCUUCAAACUUUACAAAAAAUCUCAGGGCCUCAAGAAGACUUGGCAAGAAGCGCGGGACUUCUGCAAGGCCAUUGGUGGGGAUCUGAUGAGUGUACACAGCGCGCAGGACCUGACCAACGUCCCGUUUCAUUCCUCUGACCCAGCCUGGAUUGGCUUCAAACUGGGUACCAAAGGUUUUGUCUGGAGUGAUGGCUCGCCCUCUGACUAUGAGAACUGGGGCUUUGGUGAACCAAACAACCACAAUGAUGUCGAACACUGUACAGAAGUCCAUUCGUACUAUGGACGCUACUGGAAUGAUCGUCACUGUGAGUCCUACGGUAACUGGAUCUGCCAGAUACGCAAAGGUGUGACUCCCAAACGUGAGCCUGUUAAAGCUGAAACAGUAUACAACACCACAGACGAUGGCUGGAUUAUAUACAAUGACACACAGUAUUUCAUCAAUACUGAUGCCCUUGAUAUGGAAAAUGCUAGAGCCUUUUGCAGAAAGAACUUUGGUGACCUUGUUGUCAUCACGGGGGAGAGUGAAAGGAGGUUCCUUUGGAAACAGAUAUCAAGAGGCACAGAAGGGCAGUACUUCAUUGGCAUGACAGUGAAUUUGGAUAAAUCCUUUAGCUGGGUUGAUGGCACCCCUGUCGUUUACACUGCAUGGGAAAAGAAUGAGCCCAACUUUGCUAAUAAUGAUGAAAACUGUGUGACGAUAUACAGGAGCAUGGGGUACUGGAAUGACCUUAACUGUGGCAUGGAGCUACCUUCUAUUUGCAAAAGAAGCAACAAUUUUGUCAAUGCAACAAUGGUCCCCACUGUUGUUCCUACAGGAGGAUGUGCACCAGAGUGGCUAUUGUUCCAAGGAAAGUGCUACAAAAUUGUGGAGAAUGACAAGAAGAACUGGCAGGACGCCAGGACAUACUGCAUAAACCAGGGAGGAAAUCUGAUUUCUAUCCUCAAUGAGAGAGAGCAAGCAUUCCUAACUACACAGAUGCUAAAAUACAACACAGAUUUGUGGAUUGGCAUGAAUGACGUCAACUGGGAGAUGCACUUUGUGUGGACGGAUGGAAAAGGCAUUGUAUACACCAAUUGGGCCAAAGGGCAUCCAGCAUCAGUCCCUGAUGGACGUUACGCAUUUGCGGAUGAGUUGUUUGAUUGUGUGAUUAUGGUGGGCAGCGUCUCCAAAAUAUCAGGAUAUUGGAAAGUAGAAGACUGCCACUCAAAACAUGGCUUCAUCUGUAAAAGAAACAUUGAUUCUCAGAUUGUCAUCCCACCCACAACUGUGUCACCAAAGGCUUUCUACAAACUUGGCAAUGACUCUUAUAAAUUGGUGACCGAGAAGAUGAAAUGGGACGAGGCGAGGAGGCAAUGCCAAGCAGAUGAUGGAGAUCUGGCCAGUAUCCUGAAUCCUGCAAGCCAGGCAUACAUCACCUUGCAGAUUUCCAAACACAAUGAACCUGUGUGGAUUGGACUCAACAGCAAUGUGACUGGUGGACGGUUCAAGUGGGUUGAUAACUGGCAACUGUUUUACACCAAAUGGGGCACCAAUGAGCCUAAAAACAAUUAUGGCUGCGUGUAUAUGGACAAGGACAGUAAAUGGAAGACUGCUACAUGUAACAACACCUACUAUUCCCUUUGCAAGAGGUCACCAGACAUAGCUCCAACUGAGCCCCCACAACUACCUGGAAACUGUCCAGAACCAAAGAAGCGAAAGCCCUGGAUACCUUUCAGAGGUCAUUGUUAUUCUUUCCUCAACGCAAAGGUGGACAACUGGGCCCAUGCUUCAGUUGAAUGUCUGAAAAUGGGGGCUUCUCUGGUGAGUGUUGAAGACCCUCAGGAGAGCCUAUUCAUUCAACAGAACCUGGAGCUUCUACAGGAUGGUGCCAAGUCCUUCUGGAUUGGCCUCUACAAGACUCAUGAAGGUGAGUGGAUGUGGAUCGAUAACAGUGCUGUGGAUUACACCAACUGGAAAACAGGGAUGCCAAAGUCAGAUUCAUGUGUUGACAUCAAUGCUGAAACUGGACAGUGGAGUACAAGUAGCUGCAGCAGAUAUAGAUCUUACAUCUGUAAAACCGCCAAAGUUAUUACACCUACAGAAAAGGAACCAUCUGUUGCCCAUGUCGUUGAAGAAACUUCUCAUGGGUCUGCUGGCAUCACUGUGGCUGUAGUACUAGUCAUAAUUGCCAUAGGUGGACUUUGUGCCUUCCUCCUCUUUCGUAAACGGAUACCCACCCCUGUGUUGGGAGAAAGCACCUUUGACAACAAGUUAUACUUCACCAAUCCCCUCCGAUCGCAUGUAGACACAAAGGGUCUGGUAUCCAACAUAGAGCAGAAUGAACAAGCAUAAAAGACACGAGAACAGUAGUAAUUAGCGCAAUGAAAUGAUAUGAUUUUCAUCUUGUUUACAUUCUUUGUUUUGGAUCACAUUACCGGGGAAGUGAUUCUCCAUCAAACCCUGUAAUGUUUUUCUAUAUAAAGAGAACUGGGUUAAAGAUAAUGAUUCAUAAUUAUUAUAUAAUAAUUCAUACAAGCACUGCACUGCACUAGGCCAGUUAGGGACAAAAUAAUAUAAGUGAACAAGCUGUAACAAAAUUUACACAAUUAUGUGAUAAAUGUGAUAAAUGUUUUUUUACCAAUCAGUAUAACCAAGAGUAUUUGUAGAUCAGACACCACUUAAAAAUCAAGAGGGGUGAAGAAGCUUUGUUAAAGAAAUUAGCCAUAGUCAACUGGGUUUCUUCUCCAUGGGCUAAUCCAUGGCUUAUAAGAUUGUAAAUAGAUACUCAAUAAAAGGAAUGAAAUAAACAAAACUGAA